GACAAACAAAAAGGAGGCAUUGAGGAGACAUCAGGUCCUGCAAAACAGAAACGUAACAACGGACGAAGCUCAGGGACAGGUUCUGCAUCAGAUGGUGGAAAUUCUUGUGUUGGUGCUACUAGUUCACACGCAGCAUCAACACAUCAAGCAGCAGUACACAAAGCAGCAGGUCGAGCACAAGCAGCAUCACAGUCUAUCCAA
Messenger RNA from Linum tenue, 201 nucleotides. The record is from the annotation of a GenBank genome assembly. NCBI's taxonomy places the organism in Eukaryota, Viridiplantae, Streptophyta, Magnoliopsida, Malpighiales, Linaceae.